CAUGCUUAUUUUUUCUUCCUAUAUAUAACAGAAGCUUGUUCUUCUCUAUCACAGCAGUUUCUUUCUUCUGUUUACUACAAAAUUGCAAUUACAAUUUACAAUCAUGGAUUCAAGAGUUGUUCAUAGUCAUGUUGAAGAGGAGAACAUUGAACCACAACAAGUGACGCUUGGCGCGGAAGAAAACCUUUCUCCUGAUCAAGAGAAGAAAUCUGUUCUGAAUAAGGUGAAGGCAAAGGCUAAGAAAAUUAAGGACACAAUUAAAAAACACGGUCAACAAGUACUUGAUCAUGGUAAUGGACAUAACAAUGAAAUUCAGCAUACUCAUGAUGAUAUCGACUUGGAUGAGGAUAAGCAACUGGUUCAAGACCCACAAGAUCAUCAAGCACCAAUUUAUGACAGUGAAGAUGUCAAAAGUGCUACACCUACACCUACACCAACAUCCGAGCAAGAUGAAAAUUUAGGAAAUUCAGGAAUUGAUAUUGAAGGUACGGGAGAAGAAUCCUCUCAUGAUCCACGGGUUGAAGGUGUUUCAUCAACCACCGAAAUCGAUCGAAACAUGUCCACUGACCAGGCCAAAACAUUUACUGUGGAAGAGAAGCCAGAGCAAUACAAGGCCAAUUUGGAGACGCCAACAGUCUUGGAGGAAGAUUCUCAAGAACAAGGAAGUAGAACCGAGGAAUAUACUCUUCCCAAUUAUCAAACCAAAGAAACUGAUCCAAGUGGUGCAGAAAGUGAUGAAAUAAAAGACAUUACACCACUCGAGGAAUCUCUCGAGAGAAUGAAUGUGCAUGAUGAGUCAAAACCUACCACAGAACCAAAAAUCCAGUCAUCUGUUGUCGACAUUGAAUACCCUCCUGCUGAGGCAUAUACUCUUCCCAAUUAUCAAAUCAAAGACACUGAUCCAAGUGGGGAAGAUGAAAGAAAAGACAUUAAACCACUUGAGGAAUCUCUUGAGAGAAUGAAUGUGCAUGAUGAUGAGCCAAAACCUACCACAGAACGAAAUAUCCAGCCAUCUGUUACUGACACUGAAUACCCUCCUGCUGUUGGAAGCCAUGAUCAGUUUGUGCCACACUUCUCUGAUGCAACAAAAACUCAGAAUGAAUAUCCUAGUGAAACAGUAUCCAAAGAUAAUAGAAACUGGGAAAUUUUGGAGGAAUAUUCUCAAGAUCAAGGAAGUAGAACUGAGGCAUAUACUCUUCCCAAUUAUCAAACCAAAGACGCUGAUUCAAGUGGGAAAGGAAGUGGUGAAGUAAAAGAAACAACAGCACUUGAGGAAUCUCUAGAGAGAAUGAAUGUGCAUGAUGAGCCAAAACCUACCACAGAACCAAAAAUCCAGCCACCUGUUGCUGACAGUACUGAAUACCCUCCUUCUUCUGGAAGCCGUGAUAUUGAUCAGUUUGUGCCACACCUCUCUGAUGCAACAGAAACUCCGAAUGAAUAUCCUCAGGUAACAGUAUCCAAAAACAUCAAUAGAAACCAAGAAAAUCCCUUGGAAAUUAGAGAAAAUUUUGAUACCAUCACAAACACCGUUGAGAAACAAUCAGGUUAUGAAGAACCAGUGGAGACGCAACCAAAACAAAAAGGUUACACAGAUGAAAUUGAAAUCUCGUCUGCGGAAGAAGCUGAUAAAACUCUCCCUCCUGAAAAUGACGAAGCUUCUAAGCUCGGAAAUGAUGAGAAAGUUGAGCAUCAAAAAAGUGAGAAUGGAAAUAACGUUGGUUAUUCUCUUACUGAGAAAUUAGCUCCAGUUUAUGGAAAGGUUGCAGAGGUAGGAAGUGCAGUGAAAUCCAAAGUAUAUGGAACUAAUGACGGAACUGAAACAAAAAAUGGGGACAAAGGGGUCACUGUGAAGGAUUACUUGGCCGAGAAGCUAAAGCCUAGUGAAGAAGAUAAGGCACUUUCUGAGGUGAUUUCAGAAACUUUGAAUAAAGGAAAAGAAGAGCCAUUGAAAAAAGAGGAUGGAAAGUUGGAUAGUGAGGUUGAGAAGUCUGACAAAGUGUUUGAAGAGAGCAAUGUGAAUAGUCCAGGAAAAGGCAUGGUUGACAAGGUUAAGGAUGCUGUUGGCUCUUGGUUCGUAAAAUCACCACAAGGUGGAGGAAUUGGUGAAGACUUAUCAAAGAAUAAAAAAUCUGUUGGAGAAGUGGAACAAGCUGUGGAUGAAGGAGGAAAACAGGAGUAAACCAAUUGAAGAACAAGUUACCUGAAUAAAGUUUUCUAUAUAUCUAUAUAUAAUACAUUUGUGAAGUGAUCAUGUUACUUGUAAUUAGAUAUUUGUUCAUGUUUUAUAUAGAAGUUAAUAAUCUAUUCAUGGUGGAUUCAUGAAUCAUGUCUAAAUUAUUAUGUUUGUAUUGUCGGAAUAUUUUAAUAAAUAUUUAAUUUAAUUAUUAUAUAUUCUAA
Messenger RNA from Medicago truncatula (barrel medic), 2397 nucleotides. Its product is annotated as low-temperature-induced 65 kDa protein. The coding region runs from base 104 to 2179 and encodes 691 amino acids. Lineage: Eukaryota; Viridiplantae; Streptophyta; Magnoliopsida; Fabales; Fabaceae. Gene Ontology annotation, biological process: response to stress; response to abscisic acid. The transcript has 7 exons. The record is from RefSeq and is a predicted model, not a curated record.